Molecule: messenger RNA, 2539 nt
Organism: Erigeron canadensis
Lineage: Eukaryota; Viridiplantae; Streptophyta; Magnoliopsida; Asterales; Asteraceae
Exons: 6
Coding region: 102-2264 (720 amino acids)
Molecular function (GO): zinc ion binding
Source: RefSeq, a predicted model, not a curated record
CUCUGCCUCCUUAAACCAUUUUUAUUUUGCUCCACCGCCUCUCUUUCUCUCUAUCACUGGCUGACUUUCCCACCCUCGACUCAUUUUCUGUCUGAUCGCAUAUGGACUUGAUUGAAUCCAUCGAUGACAUCCCAGUACAAAACCCGUCAGCAGAAGAUUUUUCUGCUGCUGACUUAAAAUGGUUUAAAUAUGGCACUCCAGAACAUCAUGAUGAUGUGGCCCUAGUUCCUUAUGCUAGAGUUGAAGAUUUCAUUUUUGGCGAGUGUUCCAAUGCAGAAGCUCCAACCCGUUUCCACAUUCAGAGAAGGAGGAAACGUUUGCGAGGCAGCUUGAUGGAGUUGAAGAAUGAUGAAUAUCUAGACAAAAGGCACUACUGGUGCUCCUUCGGUCCUGAAAAUUACGGGGAUGAUGGAGUUGUAUUACCUAGCAGAAAGUAUCGACUCAACACUCGAAAUCGUGCAGCUAGACCUCAAUCAAUGCGAGGUUGCCAAUGCCAUUUUGUGGUCAAACGUUUAUAUGUCCGUCCAUCUCUUGCACUUUUAAUUUACAAUGACCGACGCCAUGUGAAUAAGUCAGGAUUUAUCUGCCAUGGUCCACUUGACCGGGAUGCUAUUGGCCCGGGAGCCAAGAAAAUUCCAUAUGUAGGAAAUGAGAUUCAGCAACAAACAAUGUCAAUGAUUUAUCUUGGCAUCCCUGAGGAGAAUGUUCUAGAGAAACACAUAGAAGAGAUUCAACGUUAUGGUGGGUCAGAUGCGAAAGUCAAUGCUCUUGCUUCUCAGUAUGUUCAUAAACUCGGAAUGAUAAUAAAGCGGUCUACGCACGAACUGGAUUUAGAUGACCAAGCUAGUAUACGAAUAUGGGCUGAUCGUAAUAAGAGACUCACUUUUUAUUUUCAAGAUUCUUCUGAAAAUGAACCGUUUAUUCUUGGGAUCCAAACUGAAUGGCAGUUGCAGCAAAUGCUUCGUUUUGGACAUCACAGCUUUAUAGCAGUUGACUCGACGUUUGGAAUCAAGAGGUUAAAGUAUCCUCUGUGUACGCUUCUGGUAUUUGAUUCGAGACAACAUGCACUCCCUGUAGCAUGGGUCAUUACUCGGAGUGUUGCUAAAUCUGAUAUCUCUAAAUGGAUGAAAGCUCUAAUUGACCGUGUUCGUGCUAUUGACCCCACAUGGAAGGCAAAUGGGUUUUUAAUUGAUGAUGCAGCGGGAGAGACUGAUCCCAUAAGGGAGAUAUUUUCAUGUCCUAUAUUAUUUUCUUUAUGGCGUGUUCGUCGGUCAUGGCUGAGACAUAUAGUCAAGAACUGUAGGAACAUUGAAGUUCAAAGAGAAAUUUUCAAGCGCCUGGGGGAAAUAGCUUACAGCAUUUGGGGCGGGGUAAAUCCGUUAGCAGUCCUGGAGAAAUUCACCCUUGAUUUUGUUGAUCAAACAGACUUCAUGCAGUAUUUCACUGCUACAUGGGUGCCCAAGAUUGAAAUGUGGUUAACAACAAUGAAAACUUUCCCUAUUGCAAGUCAAGAAGCGUCUGGUGCAAUUGAAGCUUAUCAUGUGAAGUUAAAAAUGAAACUUUUUGAUGAUUCACAUCUUGGUUCACUCCAAAGAGUUGAUUGGUUGGUGCACAAGUUAACAUCUGAGUUGCACUCUAGUUACUGGCUGGAUCGCCGUGCAGACGAAAGUGAUUCGUUCCUACCAGUGAAGGAGGAAUACAUUAAUUCUACAUCAUGGCACCGUGCGUUACAAAUUCCCGAUGCGGAUGUAACCUUAGACAACGAAAACCACCUUUUUGCUAAAGUGGUUGGUCAAAAGGAUAGAAACUGUAUGCAUCUAGUGUGGAAUCCCGGGUCUGAGUUUGCCUUUUGUGAUUGUGAAUGGUCAUUACAUGGCAAUCUCUGUAAGCAUGUUCUCAAAGUCAAUAUGAUAUGUGAGAAUCAACAAGGGUAUCCAAGUUCAAUGUCCUUUCAGUCAUAUCAAGAGAUACUUGUAAACAUGCUCAAAAAACCACCUGAUGAUUCACUUGAACUCGAUUUAUCAACAGCCUGGUUGCAUCGGAUUUUGGAUCAAAUUCAGAAACUCGUUGAAUUGAACAAGUCAACUGAUAUUGGCACUGUAGUGAAUAAUCUUCCUUUGAAGUGGGGUGAGAAGAAAAAGAGAAUAUCAUUAGGCAAGCCAGCAACCGUGAGGCUUACUUUGGGACCGACCUCUCCAAAGAACAAUAUUAUUCGUAAGAAGAAUCGUAAGAGGAAAAGAUUGUCAUGUAUAAGAGAUCCUUAAAUGACGGCCAUCUUAAAUGCUGUUUUUUUCAAAUCCGUAAUCCCAUAAUACAGAAAUUAGUUAGUUUAGCGAGCACACCAUUUGAUGCCCGUCUUGGUUGUUUUGUGGUUGAAAGUGGAAGAGUACAAUAAAGUUACCAGAGUUGUACAUAGCAUUAUUUUGUUUUUUGUUUUUAUCCUGGAGCAAAUACUUAACAUUUUUUUGCUCUACGCUGUAUAAAUCUCGCCAGUUUUUUCAUCUAUUUGAUUGCUGUAUCUACAGGUAAGGUUCCUAUC